AUGGCGAAUGCCAUUAUGGAAGACUACAAGGUGCUGGGCCGCAAGGAGGAGGAAAAUGCUCGCUUGCGGGCUGAGGCUGAGGCGUUGGCGAAGGCUGCUCGGGAGGGUGCGGAGCAGCUUGAAAGGGAGAAGGCUGCUUUUGAGCAGUAUAAGCAGACUGAGGAGUGGGCUGAGCUGAUGAAUGUCAAGGCAGCGAAUGCUGCUUUGGUCAAGGAGAAGGCCGCAACUGAUGUGGUUGCCAAAGAGGCCAAGGAGGCGGAGGCCCGCGCUGCUAAGGCUGAAGUGCAGAACCGUGUGACCAUUCUUGCGGAGGUCACUGCCCGCGCGGCCGAAGCUGAAGCGCGGGCACGGGAAGCUACCGAGGCUAGAGAUAGCCUGGUUUCUUCAUUUGAUCAGUUUAAGAUUGUUGGAGCUAUCCGUGACGCACCUGAGAACGCAGCUGCUGUAGAGGAGCUUAAGCAGCGCGCGCGGGAGGCUGGUUUUAAAGCUGGCUAUAACCGAUGUAUCAGUCAUAUGAACCUUUUAUCCCAAGGUAAAUUUACCGAUGAAAGGUCUGGGUUCCAUGGCGUAGAUACUGAAGCGCGUCUUGUUGUCGCUGUUGCGGCGUAUAACGACCUGUCCAUUUCCGCCCUUGAAGAAGUUGAUAAAUGCUUGGAGGCGGAAGAUUAUGUGGACCGCUUGCGGUCGUUGUAUGGUGAUCCUCAAGAAGAAGAGGAGGAAGAGACUGCUGGUAAUGGCACGGGUGGUGCGGGUACCAGUGGUACAAAGAAGGACUAG
This is a messenger RNA of Helianthus annuus (common sunflower), 777 nucleotides long. RefSeq names its product tol-Pal system protein TolA-like. Bases 1 to 777 code for a protein of 258 amino acids. The transcript has 4 exons. The record is from RefSeq and is a predicted model, not a curated record. Lineage: Eukaryota; Viridiplantae; Streptophyta; Magnoliopsida; Asterales; Asteraceae.